Porites evermanni is the source of this 6454-nucleotide messenger RNA. The record is from the annotation of a GenBank genome assembly. NCBI's taxonomy places the organism in Eukaryota, Metazoa, Cnidaria, Anthozoa, Scleractinia, Poritidae.
GGAAUAUUGGUUCAUAUCAUUUAUCUAGCUUCCAUAUUUGAUAUUUAUUUUACUUCUCCACUAGUUCAUGGUAUGACGCCUCACAAAUCAACUCUUGAACCGCCAGCUAAGAGGCUAGUGUUAUUUGUUGCUGACGGUUUGAGAGCGGACAAAUUUUUUGAACUCGAUCAACGCGGAAAAAGUCGUGCUCCAUACCUUAGAGAUUUGAUAGAGAAGAAAGCAAGCUGGGGUGUGUCACACACAAGAGUUCCUACAGAGUCACGUCCUGGACAUGUUGCCCUUAUAGCUGGAUUUUAUGAGGAUGUGAGCGCUGUCGCUAAAGGUUUGUGAAAAUUUAUUGGAAUAUUUGCGCGCGCGUCAACCCAAAUUAUAAAUAAAACUAAUUUUAUCACAAUUUAAGCUUACUUAUGAGGGAACUCAGUGGUUAGUCCCCAUAUAAAGUUGGUUUCAACAGUUCCCGAGGGUAACGUAAGAUCUGAGGCCAAAAUGUGUUUUUUUUCUUUUUCUUUCUUUUUUUUUUUCAGCGGGAAUGGGUGGGGGUUACUUGUCACUUUUUGGGCUGAGAGAAUGGCUUUUGUGCUGGUUUGUCGUUUUGCAGAGCAUCUGUGUCCAUGGCAUUUUUGUUUUGAUUGGUCCUCAUAUUCUUUGAUGGCCUUAGAUCAAGGAUAAAUUGAGCCAUAACAUAUAUGCUACAAGUUAAAAUUAAAUUCAGGUUAAAUUUUUUAACCUAGGUUGAUUCUCAAUUUCCUUUGUCUCAUAACCCCAAUUAUUCAUGAGUUCAGGCUAAGAGACAAAGGAAAUUGAGAAUCAACCAAGGUUAAAAAAUUUUAACCAGAAUUUAAUUUUAACCUGUCUCAUUUAUAGAUGUAGGGCCAGUUAUUUCAAUGGAGUUUAACCAGUGUUUAACAAAAUCGUGUUCUAAGUCAUUUUCAGUUUACCCAAUGCUUUUAUCUAAGCACCAUUUGUUGUGAACAGUUUCAUUAAAGCAUAUAGUGGAGACUAAAAAAACAUUUAUCUUCUUAACUUGACCCACUAAAGAAGAUAUCUGGAGAUCCAAAGAUUUCUUAAACCGUGGUCUAAGUUAGACCUCGUUUUAAUAACCAACCUGUAAUGGCCUAGCCUUGUUGAUAAGGUGUGGUUAAAAAUUUAUUUGUUGUAGGGGUUUUCAAACCAGUUCAAUUUUUUCCCUCCUUGUUCUAGUUUUGUAUGAAUUAUGGCAGUUUUCAUACUAAAGGACAAAUCGUCUGGAUGGACAAAUCAUCUAGUGUGAAAAUUGGACAAAGAAAAUUUUAGACACCAGUUUGCAGAUUUUGUUUGCCAUUUUGUCCAUCCUUCUUCUUUUUCUUUGUCAAUAUUUUGCCUAGACAGACAAGUUGUCAAAAGACAGACCUAAAUUCAGGCCAGAUUAAAAAAUGGCUGAUGUCCUGUCUGUCCAGAAAAAAAAUGGUCACUGUAAAAUAGGCCCUUGUCUAAAAAUGAUUAAGUCCAAUAGUGGCUUCAUAGAGCAAGUGUGCACAGUUCACUCUUUCCAAGGCAGGCACUAUUGGGAUUAGAUGGAAUUGUCCAAUCUAGACAGCCAAAGAAAAUGACUGAAGUACAUGGCAAGGGUCAACUGUAGGUAUCUCUUUUAGAGAGGGUGUCUUUUAGAGGGGUCUAUAAAGAGAGGGGGUACAUAGAUUUUUCAAUUAAUAUUGUUAAUUUCCUGUUUUAUGUAAUACUUGCUACAGGCUGGAAAGAAAACCCAGUAGAGUUUGAUUCCACAUUCAAUGAAAGCCGCUACACAUGGGCCUGGGGAAGCCCUGAUAUUUUACCAAUGUUUGCCAAGGGAGCCUCUGGAGAUCAUGUGUUUACUUCCAUGUACCCAGAUGUUGCAGAGGAUUUUGCAGAUGAAGAUGCUGCUAAACUUGACACCUGGGUGUUUGAUGAGGUCAGGGGAUUCUUUGAUGGUGCAAGAACUAAUGAAACACUGAAGAAGAUGCUUUUUCAAGGACAAAUUGUAUUUUUUCUCCACCUCCUAGGUUGGUUGCUUGAAGAAGUUUCUAUUUAAAUUCAUCAAUAGCUUUGAUUCUCACUUGUUCAACAUAUUGUUUAAGAAUUUUUUUAUUGUGUAGUUUUACUUGUAUUUGACACUGAGCAUUCCUUACAUACACUGUUUACGGGUAUACCCAUUACAACUCCUGGAGGAAGAUCAUGAGGUUAUCCCUAUAUUAAAAUCUCCCCUCACAGAUAACCCACCCAGUCCAGGAAAGGUUAUCCACACCUCCAGGGUCCACAUCUCCUAUUCUUUUCAGUGGUGUGGGUCUUUUAUGUUCCACAAGAACCAGAUAGAUGAAAGUAAUGUGAGACGAGACCUAUGGUUUUUCGUCCUUAUCUGAGAAGACUAGAAACUCUAACUGUUUUCAGAUGUCAUUACAAAGGCAGGACUUUCUUCUUAGUUAUUUAGAGACUCUGACCGAUGACCGGUGCUCUCUCAUCUGAGCUAACCAGACCGUGGGUCCUACUCAUUUUGAGCUGAAACAAAAAAUACUUUUAAAUGUUGAGCACUUCAACGAAACCAUACCUGACAUUAGACCAUAAUGGGCAAAAUCUAUGCCUUUUUUCAUACCAAAACUAAAACACUAUACCCUUUGGGGUGGCACAUACGCAUAUACCUUAUAUAGGGGAGUUUCCCUUCCCCCUGCCCUCCCCAGGGUCAUGGGAUGGCCAUAAAAUGAUGCAUGUGAGUCAGUCAAAUUAGUGAUAAAUCAACGACAUUGUCUAUCAGUAUAGUCAAAUCUCCAGUAAGCAACCAUCAUCUAGUGUUUGGUGAUGGAGUUUAUGAGAUUAUUGCUUAAAAGUAGGUCCAACUAUGGUGGUGCUUUGACUGGAAAAACUGAUUUCUUUUAUUUUGGAUGGGUGGUCCUUCAUCAGGGCAAUCAGAAGUAGCCUGUUCCAGGCUCUCAGAUAGUGGGGAAGACGCAAAAGUGUAGGGUGCAGUUUCCUCGCGUUUUUUUUUUGAGUUUGUGCUUUCUCAAUUCCGCUGGCUUGACUAUCUCGGAGCCUGGAACAGGCUAAAUGAGAAGUGGUUGCACAUGAAGGUUCAGCUGUCCAUUUAAAAUUUUAGUAUUGUUUUUUUCAUUUACUUAGUGCAGCAUUAGUGUUGUGAGACUAGUUGUGCCCACUUAUUACAGUCAAUUCAGGGUGUCCAUUUAAUAAUUUUACAUACUUAAAAUACUUCAUGUAAGUGAAUUAGAAUUAAAAGAUAAGUGUAUCUUUGAAAAAAGAAUGCUUAACAGGACUUUUUUGAAUAGGAAUAGACACUAACGGCCAUGCCCACAGGCCAACCUCGCAAGAAUACCUCAAGAAUAUUGCUGUAGUUGAUGCAGGAAUAAAAGAAAUUGAAAAACUGAUCGAAGAUUUUUAUGGCCAUGAUGGUCAGACAGCUUAUGUAAUGACAGCUGAUCAUGGUAUGACCAACUGGGGAUCUCAUGGAGCAGGGCAUCCUCACGAGACACUGACACCGUUACUAGCAUGGGGGGCUGGAGUGCGUGUUGCCCAAGCUCCAGAAAACAACAGUCACAUCCCAGAUGUAAUGUAUGAGUGGAAGCUGGCUCAUCUGUCUCGUAAAGAUGUCAGUCAAGCAGAUAUUGCACCCCUGAUGACUUCUCUGAUUGGUAGGUUUUAGAGGAGUUGUGUGUUGAUUGUGUGUUGUGUGUUGAAAUGUAGAGGAUAUGGUAAAUUUAAACAUGCAUUAUGUACUGAAAAGCAGGGCUGACAAAUAAUAAUAAUAGUAAUAAUAAUGAUAAUAAUCUUUAUUCAAUCGAUAAAAUACAUAUCGAAGGUUACAAAAGUCAUAAAAAUUAAGUGACAUUAAAAAUUACAGUUAAAGUAGAAUCAUAUUGCUAAGUUAAGCUAAGCUAAGUUAUAAUUAAAGCAUAGCCUAAUUACGAAACAGUUCUUAAAGCGCUCAGUGUUAACUAAACGCAUAGUUGAAAUGUCAGUCUUAUGAUUGAUCCAUGUUGUUAGUGUGUAGGAUUUGUCUGAAAAAAAUUAUUGAUAAGGUCCACUGUUAUUUCAUUCUAUCAUCAGGUGUCCCGUUUCCUCUGAACUCUGUGGGAGUUUUACCAGUGGAAUAUUUGAACAACACAGAACAGUACAUUGCUGAAAACUUGUUCAUGAAUGCACAACAGAUUCUUGCACAGUAUGAAGUGAAGGAACUCUUCAGGAAAAAGACAUCAUUGUUGUUUCGGCCUUUCACCUCUUUGGCAGGUAAAGGAACAAGAGGUUUAUAUUAGUCAGUCGUUACGUUAAAAAGAUGUUUAAACCACUUGACCCUUUUUUCCACAUUUUUUUCCAACUUUCAAUUCCAUUUUAAUUGUCUGGCUGAUCCAACUGAUACUUUCAGAAUCUGUUAGAAGAUGCAGAACUCCCUAACAUUUUGUUUCCCUCUGAAAUGGGGACAUUUGACCUCUAAGGUGUUGCUAGUGCGUUAUUUGCAGGGUAUUUAAUUUAUUGUCUCAGCUAGGUCUAUAAUGUCAAUACUUUUAAUGCUUCUUAUUCUCUAUCUUUAAUAGAUAUGGGCUUGCUGUGAAAGUAAGUUUGAAGAUUCAUGUACAGUGGCAGAAAAAUGCUAUUCAUCGGGGAUUGAUUUCCUUUUUGGAUACUCCCCCAGGCUUACAAAACUUUCCCUGGCAAUUUUCGUAAACGGUAUUGAUUUAAAUGCAAACAGAAAAGUCAUGUGAACUAAAAGCUAUUAUCUGGCCACCUUGCAUUCAUGGUGCAUUUGUUCGUCUUUUUUUUAGGUGCAAAGAAAACCGGAAUGAUCCGUAACAUAAAGGAAUUCUUGCGAAGCAAAAAGUAUGAAGAAGUUAUCAGCCUGAGUAGGGAACUUAUCCAGCUUUCUUUAGAUGGACUCAGUUAUUAUCAGAAUUAUGAUCGUGUUUUCUUGAAUUUGAUGGUCACUCUUGGGUUUUUAGGCUGGAUAUUCUGCAUAGUUCUACAGAUUAUCGAAGACCAUAGUGAUAUCCUAAAAGAAGCUUCCAAGCUGCGAAACAAACAAUAUCAUGCUUUGGUUAAAUCUUUUACGGUGGACAGUACAUCUCUUGGUUUAGGCAUUGUUAUAGUUCUGUUAUUGCUUAUUCAAAAAGCUCCGUGCAUGUACCAUAGUUAUUGCUUAUUGCCGUUAGUUUUUUGGAACCGCAUUGCUAAAAGACUUCACAUGGUGCAUGCUGCUUUGGAUUACAUCCAUGCGAAGAAACUGCAAAGUAGAGUUUUUUUUACAUUGAUGUUUGGUGCAGUCUCCUUAGAGAUUCUUGUAAUGAGUUUCUUUAGGCGUGAAAUUCUGUCAGUUGGCUUGGUUUGCCUGGCUGUUUGGCCGUUCAGUAACACGCUGUUUACAAACUGUAAGCUGUCAGUAGCCUGUUGGAUGGUACUUAGCCUCGCACUGUCUGUGUUCCCAAUGCUUCCAGUAGUUGGUCGUGAAGCAAACUACAUGUUAGUCUCCGUGGCGGGAGUAAUAACUUUGGUUUUGUUCACUGUCAUGUUGCUUUAUAUCUCAAACACUUUAAGUCUCCUCAAGACAGAAAUAUCAAAAUCUUGGAGAAUUUUGCUUCCUCAAGUGACGCUUGUGAUUCUGGCAGUGUACAUUGUCAAUAGCACCGCAUCAAACCUGCAGCUGAAACUUGGCCUCCCAGUCAUCAACCAAAUUGGAAGCUGGACAAUUUUCGUGUCUUCGUUUUUGCUGCCUCUUAUCAAUUCCAGUAAUUUGGUCAUCAGAUUUUCCAGUAUAGCCAUUGCGUUUUCCUCAGUUUAUUUGCUAAUGAGUACCGCUUAUGAAGGGCUGUUUUUGCUAGCCCUUUCCUUACUUAUGGGAGCGUGGAUUUUGUGUGAACACAAACUGUCAGGUAAAACGCUGAACUCACUCUUAGAGACCCAACUGAAUUAUGAAAGCUCUACAACAACACAUCAGCCAGCCUGGAAGGUUCUCACAGAAGGACUAAACUCUCCUGUCAUUAGAAAACUCACCCUAGAAGAUCUUCGUUGCGCUUAUUUCUUUGUCUUCUUCAUAAUCGUAGCUUUUUUUGGAACUGGCAACAUUGCAAGCAUUAACAGUUUCGAUCCAGCAUCAGUGUAUUGUUUCCUAACAGUAUUUUCACCAUUUGUUAUGGGUAGUUUGCUCCUCUGUAAGGUUCUUAUUCCGUUUGUGAUUGUAUCAUGUGCGUUUGAUGCCAUACACGUGGUUUUGUCAAUUCCAGUGCAGAGUCUUGUGCUUGUUGUUCUAGUGAUGACAGAUCUUAUGGGACUGCAUUUCUUUUAUCUUGUGAAGGAUUCAGGAAGCUGGCUUGAUAUAGGAACAAGUAUCAGUCAUUAUGUAAUUAUGAUGGCCUUUAUUAUAUUCCUGCUUCCAAUAUUUGGAUUAGCAAGACUUUUUACUGGAGCGUCUCUCUCGCUGGGCAUGAGCAAGAAAAAAGCAUGA